Eruca vesicaria subsp. sativa (arugula) is the source of this 486-nucleotide messenger RNA. The record is from the annotation of a GenBank genome assembly. Lineage: Eukaryota; Viridiplantae; Streptophyta; Magnoliopsida; Brassicales; Brassicaceae.
AUGACAACUUCAUCUGAAUCAACUCGCAAGGGUCUGACCAAGAUCGCCACCAAUAGACUUCAGAAAGAGUUCAUGGAGUGGCAGACUAACCCUCCUUCUGGUUUUAAACACAGAGUCUCUGAUAAUCUCCAACGAUGGAGCAUUGAAGUGAAGGGAGCUCCAGGAACUCUUUAUGCAAAUGAAACUUACUAUCUUCAAGUGGAAUUUCCUGAGCAUUAUCCUAUGGAAGCUCCACAGGUUAUCUUUCAGCAUCCAGCUCCACUCCAUCCUCAUGUUUACAGCAACGGUCACAUUUGCUUGGAUGUUUUGUAUGGUUCUUGGUCACCUGCAAUGAGACUAAGUUCAAUCUGUCUUAGCAUUCUCUCAAUGCUAUCAAGCUCAUCUGUUAAGCAAAAGCCGAAAGACAAUGACCACUAUUUAAAAAACUGCAAAAACGGAAGAUCUCCUAAAGAAACGAGGUGGCGCUACCAUGACGAUAAAGCAUAA